Molecule: messenger RNA, 3874 nt
Organism: Rhincodon typus (whale shark)
Lineage: Eukaryota; Metazoa; Chordata; Chondrichthyes; Orectolobiformes; Rhincodontidae
Product: platelet-derived growth factor subunit A
Exons: 6
Coding region: 929-1513 (194 amino acids)
Biological process (GO): platelet-derived growth factor receptor signaling pathway; positive regulation of MAP kinase activity; positive regulation of phosphatidylinositol 3-kinase/protein kinase B signal transduction
Cellular component (GO): membrane
Molecular function (GO): growth factor activity; platelet-derived growth factor receptor binding
Source: RefSeq, a predicted model, not a curated record
UGGACAGACGGAGUUGGGCUUCCAGGAUAGCAGGGACCGGCCAGGGUGAUUCCGCGCAUUGCAGUGAGCUCACCGUGUGCCCAAGGGCAGGAGCCGCGGGCCAUAAGGAACUGUGCCUGGGCGGAGACCGUGUGCGAGAGCCGCCUCUCGCUGUCCUAGUCACUCGCCAGUCGGCGGCGUGAUGUCAAACUGUCUCAGUCUCAGUCUACAGCUCUUUUCGAGGUUGGAGUUGGGGGCAUGAGGAGCUCUACAAUCAGCCUCUGUUCCUUUGUCAGAGUGGGAUCAUCAAGCUCUCGGCAAGGCGCUUCUACACCGGCUCUAACAUUUUUCAUCCGAUAUGGCAGCGAUUUCUAAACCGAAAGGAAACCCUUUCUCCUUGCCCACCGUGUGAACUUCAGCCGCUACCGGACAAACUGCAAGAAUUAACACCUCGAGCCCAAAUGAAUUGAAAGAAUUAAAUUGGGGAAAAAAACUCCAAAAAAACAGUUUGCCAGAUUUUGAGUUCUGUCUUAAUCUGCGACUUUAAAUGGGAUCGUCCAACUGGUGAAUUUUCAAAAUAACAGGAAUAAGUCCAUUUUUAUGAUAAAUUCUCUCUCAGAGACUCUGUCCCAUCCCCUUUUUUCUCCUGUGCAGCCAGACAGGUGAUGGGCGUAUCAGUCCGGUGCAGUGUUGACUCAUGGGUUUUUCAGUUUGGUCUGAUCUGAACAAAUAUGCAGAUCUACCGGCUGGUCUACUGCUGAUGCCAGAGAGAGGGAGAGAGAGAGAGGACGGCAAGGAAACGUACAAAUCCAAUGUGAAACAAGAAAAAAAAUCCUCACACUCUAGUUACUUUUCCGAGGGAUGGUACUGAUUUUUUCUGCGACAGGGGCGCCGCUGAAGCUCCUAAAUGAUCGAUUCUCGCUGCAGGACAAACUUAAAGUGAAACGAAAUGAGAGCCACGGUUUAUUUUAUUCUGGGCUUUUGCUACCUGACCUGUGCGCGUACAGAGGAAGCUGAAUUUCCCCCAGAAUUGCUUGAGAAGCUGGCACACAGUGAUAUUACCAGCAUCCGCGAUCUUCAGCGCCUCCUGGAGAUUGAAUCCGUAGGGGAUGAUGAUCACACAGAAUCUAAUUUAAGGUCUCACAGUAUUAAUGCAGUAAAACAUGAGUACACAAAGCGUUCAGCACCUGUACGCAGAAGGCGAAGUAUUGAAGAAGCUGUUCCUGCAGUGUGUAAAACAAGGACUGUCAUUUAUGAAAUACCUCGCAGUCAGAUAGAUCCCACCUCUGCCAACUUCCUGAUAUGGCCUGCUUGUGUGGAGGUCAGACGCUGCACAGGCUGUUGCAAUACUGGCAGCGUCAAAUGCCAGCCCUCCCGGAUACAUCAUCGAAGUGUCAAGGUUGCAAAAGUGGAGUAUAUAAGGCGCAAGCCCAGAUUAAAGGAGGUCGUAGUCAGGUUAGAAGAGCACCUGGAAUGUAUGUGCACAUUACUACAUUCUAAUUCAGAAUUCAGAGAACAUGAAGAUGUGAGGUGAAAAUAAGCUACAUGAGGACUUACAGUGGGGGGCAUGCACGUACAUCUCUUUUGCUCCAUGCCAAAAGCCUAUUGCCAAAGGUGCUUUUUUUCGACUGUUAUUUCCCUUUGCCCUCAAUAGAACUGUUUUCCCAGCAAAUUGAAAAUGGACAAAAAAAACUGUCUUAAUUCCAAGGCAAUCAGGAGGAAUAUUGUGGAAUGAGACUGCUCAGUGAAUUGACGGGAGGCAUCUUGAUUUUUUUAUAUAUAUGGAGAAAAAGAAAAGGCAUUCAAAUGGAUGGCAAGAAUGUCUAAAAUGCUGCUGAAAGGACAUGGUUUCAGGUGAAUGGAGAACAUAUAAUGAAGAACUUCUAAAAUGGUGCUGUUGAUUAGUAGGCUGUGUCUCCCUAAAGCCUCAACGGGACUUAACGCGAAUGAGAGGCAUGGACCGUUUGAGAAGCCUCUGCCAGUACUUUCUUUUCCAGAGCUUAUCCACAAGACUGUGGGGCAACCUUGCACAUUGUUCUUGUUUUCUUACGAACUACGCAGUUCCUUCAGAGGGGAUCGGGUGGGGAGCCUUGAAGAUGGAUGUUGAGUUUAUUCUCGCACCAUUGAGUGUAUAUUAAGCUUGCUUCUACUGUAUUCUUUUUAAUGUUUUAUUAUUCUGUGGACUACUUGUAUAUUUUAUUGCAUUUAGGAGACUGCAGGUAUGACUUUCCAGCAUAUCAUUGAUUUAUUUUACUGGAAGAAUAUGAUCUUUAACCAAGCUGUUCAGAAAAUUGCAUUCUUGUAAAAAAAAACCCAAAGUCUUUUUGGUUCAAUAUGUUCCUUUCUUUCCCUUCUCCUCCUUUCUAAUUUAAAGCAUUUUAAGUAAAAUUAUUUUGCAUUAAUAAAUGAUACAAGAAGCCGGAAAAUAACAUUUCUGGUCCUGUACAGUCUGAAAAUGUUGUUUCUUUGCCUGUUAGUAAUAGCACAUUUUUGUGAAUUCCAUCUUUUUAAGGAAAAGUAUUUUCAAGCUUUUAUUUCACAUGUGUGAUUGUCUGAAAUGGUCACGAGUGUCUAUUGCAAUGGGAACUAUAAAAAUAUGAACAGUGAGCUCUACAAGGAAACCUGAUGUUCUACCAGAUAAUCUGAUCUCUUUUUAAAUAUGUGGUCACAACAAUAAUUAAACUUCUGAAUAUAUUCAAGAAAGUAGUGCUGUGAUUUACAAAAAAGUCUAUUGGUCAUCGACUUAAUAGGGGCUUCCAUUAUUCCAUUUUGGUUGUGCAUUACAAUUUAACUUUGCAUGGAGGUCCUACUGAGCCAUAGCCCUAACUUCAAACCACCCCUGACCCUGUUCUGCUAAUUUAGCAAUAGCAAGGAUAUGCUGGCUGGCCACCUCCUUUUCUACAAGCCAGUCGAUCUGAAUGUCUACUACUCAGCCUUUACUUUGGAAGUUAUAUGAUUAUGACACAGAAUGAGGCUAGGGAUGAAUUUAGCUUUGCUGAUCUCGGCAAUCCACACGCUAUCUUGACUUGUUACCAUGUUGCCAUUCCUUUACUAUCGAUAGGUCAAAAUCUUGGAAAGCCUUUCCUAAUAGCAUUGCAUCUCCAUACUUCACUAGGAUUGCAGCGGUUCAAGAAAGCAAUCUAGCACCACUUUCUCCAGGAUGUUUUGAGAUGCAAAAUGAACGUUAGCCUAGCCAAUAAUGCCCAUACCCAAUGUAUGAAUAAAAAAAAUCCUCUUAGACAUCCUAUUCCCUGGUGCAAUUAACACAAAUAAUAUGGAAAUGGCUGUAUAAGUCGUUAAUGGAAUAAUGAUUCAGACAGUCAGAUUUCUUAUUCCAUCACAGUAAUUUGAGAAUUUUAAUUCAAUCUUGAAAGUUUGCAAAUAAAAAUAAUUUAAUGAAAGUAAAUACAAAGCUGCAGGAUUGGUUUUAGAAACAUUCAUUAGUUCACGAAUCCCCUUCAGGGAAGUGAAACCUGCUGUCUGGUCUGUUGUGAUUGUAGUCCUACAGCAUCAUCUUUGGCUCUUAAUUGUCAUUUGAAAUGGCUUUAGAAGGUGGUCCACCAGUUCCUUUUUAGGACAACCAUGGAUGAGUAAUAAAUCCCAGUCUUGCCAGCAAUACCCACACGGAGAAUGUUUUUAAAAUUUUGUACUUCGAGACAUUUGAUGUCAGGGCACUGUAACCUAAUAGAACCUAGUAUCUUAAAUGGCCACUAUUUCUUGCAUAUUUUGUAAUUUAUCUCUGUACAUUGCAUAGCUGUUUUAACCAGUUGUAAAGCCUAACAAUGAUUUCUGUUCAAGAAUUAUAAUAUUCUGCAGGGCAGAACAUUAUACUAUUCGUACCAAUAGUGAUUGCUUCUUUGAGUUAAAUUUGCCUGUGAUUAAAUUAUUUUAUGAA